UAACAAGCCCUCGGCCCUUUAAAGCUCAUAUGAGUGGUGGAGUUUACAGGACGGGUGCAGUGCAGGACCAGUGCAGCAGCAGCCACAGCAACAGCAGCAGCAGCAGCAGCCCAGGGCAGUCUGCAGAGGGUUUCGCAGGAUGGCUGAGAGCACAGACAUGGAGCAGCUUCUGACCUCCUUCAAGAAGUUUGCCAUCCACGGAGACACCAAAGCCACCGGCAAGGAGCUGAACGGCAAAAACUGGGCCAAGCUCUGCAAAGACUGCAAGGUCAUUGAUGGCAAGGGUGUCACCAAUGUGGAUGUAGACAUCGUCUUCUCAAAAGUCAAAGCAAAGACGUCAAGAGUCAUCACUUACGAAGAGUUCCAGAAGGCUCUAGAAGAGUUGGCACCCAAGCGGUUCAAAGGAAAAAGCAAAGAAGAGGCUCUGAAGGCCAUGUACCAGCUGAUAGAAGGGAAGGAGCCCACUAAUGCUGGAGUUACGAAAGUGGCCAAAACUGGAGCGGUUGACAGACUGACAGACACCACCAAGUACACAGGCUCUCAUAAGGAGCGUUUCGACGACACCGGUAAAGGCAAAGGCAAGGCCGGCCGGGAGGAGUUGGUGGAGAACACAGGUUACGUUGGUGCCUACAAGGAAGCUGGCACCUACGACGACAAGACCAAGGACAAGUAGGCCUGACGAUCAGCCAAUCGAUCGAGGCAGAGAUCACAGGAAGGAAGAAAGCAGAAGAAAAGAUCGGAACUCAUUCUUCAGCAUUUAGGUCUGGACCAAAACAGCCGAACUUUGACCCCGUAAGAUGUCCGCCAAGCUGACCAAUGGGGAUAUGAUCCCCUGACCAACUGGGAUGUGGUGAUUGUCAAAUCUUUGAAUCUUGAAGAUGUUCUACAGCUGCAAAAUGUUGUCUAACUAGGAAGUAUUGUACCAGUACUCUAAAAGGGUGGGAAAGCACAACGAAGCCUAGAGUUCAACAGGAGAAUAAGUUGAAAUUGGGUGAUUCCACUUAAAAUCUCAACCAAAUUGAUUUAAAAUGUAUCCAUAUUUUGCAGCUUGAAAUGUGCGCACUGUGUCAAUGAGUGAAAAAUAUGCCCCCUAAAUACUGUAUGUCUGUGCAGCAAAGGUUCACCAGGAAUGCAAUUAAGAAACAAACAAAUAAUGUGACCCAUGGCAGAUUUUUUUUGUCUGAAAAGCAAGACACUAUAUGCUAUUCACUUUAUGAAUGCGGCAAAUACGAUCAAUUCUCCACAAACCAGAGAAGCACGAUGACUGCACUUCAGUCUUACAGCUUUGUGUCUACUUUCAAACUUGCUUUUUAUUCCUCGGAUAUAAUAGCUAACACAGCAUGUUUUCCCUCAGAAAAUUUGUGUAUGCUCCAUGUGUUAUAAAUUUGACUUCUGUUUUUUUUCCUGACAUUUACUUGUGCUCUGGAGAAGUUGUAACUGGAAAAAAAAUGCAUGUAUCAAAAAGUUUUUUUUUUUUUUUUCACUUUUGUUGUGUGUUAAUAAUUCUGGCCAGGUUUACAGUCCAUGUUGUAUGACAGAUAAUAAAGUUGGUUGUUGCAUAUAAAA
This is a messenger RNA of Sardina pilchardus (European sardine), 1566 nucleotides long. RefSeq names its product tubulin polymerization-promoting protein family member 3 (gene tppp3). The transcript has 4 exons. The record is from RefSeq and is a predicted model, not a curated record. NCBI's taxonomy places the organism in Eukaryota, Metazoa, Chordata, Actinopteri, Clupeiformes, Clupeidae. Gene Ontology annotation, molecular function: tubulin binding. The coding region runs from base 140 to 673 and encodes 177 amino acids. Gene Ontology annotation, biological process: microtubule polymerization; microtubule bundle formation; positive regulation of protein polymerization. Gene Ontology annotation, cellular component: microtubule.